AUGGAUUAUAAAAGAGGAACAAACAAAAUUGAAGCAAUUUUGUUAGAUUUUCCUGAAGACCAUGAACAAAUAUCCUUGCAUCCCAAGGCAUUUAAGAAGAUGAGGAAUCUUCGAUUGUUUAUAAACUACCAGAAUGCACAAUUUUCUGCAGGACCGAAUUAUCUCUCUAAUGAGAUAAGAGUGCUCUAUUGGCCUCAAUAUCCGGGGUCAUUUUUACCUUCUAAUUUUCAUGGGAAUAAUCUCGUUGAAUUUAAUAUGCGAGAUAGCCUCGUCAAGGAUUUAGACGGCUUAAAAUUCAAGAACUUGAAAAAUAUGAUUUUAAGUGAGUGUCAAUUCUUAACAAAAAUUCUUGAUCUUUCAAGUAGCCCAACUUUAGAGAGCUUGGAUCUUGAAGAUUGUAAGAACUUAGUUGAGGUUCAUCAUUCCGUUGGAUUCCUUGAUAAGCUUUGGAGUUUUUCUGUUAGUGGAUGCUACAAGCUUAGGAUUUUGCCGAAAAGAUUCAAGUUGAGAUCUCUACGUCAAUUUAUUCUUAAAGAUUGCUCGAGUCUUGAAGACUUUCCAGAGAUUGAAUGUGAAAUGGAAUUUUUAGAUGAGCUAAAUCUUCGUGGCACUGGCAUAAAAGAACUACCUUCAUCAAUUGAGAACCUCAAAGGACUUGAAACCUUAUAUCUAGAUCGCUCUAGUAUAAAGAAGCUACCUUCAUCAAUUGGUAACCUUGCUCGACUUCAACGAUUUUAUGCACCAGGCUGCAUUGAUCAGUUGCGAAGUCUAUGUAUUGUCAAAGUCAACAGUUAUUCACAACCAAUAGACAUUGGAAAGGUGGAAGAGGAUGGUAUACAAUCCAUGCCAUCUGUUGUGUCUACAGGUGCAUCAACUACUACUGUAGAAUUGACUCCGACAAAUUCAAUCAUUUUUAAUGAUGCAGGUUCCUCCUCAAGCGCGAUUUGUAAAUCGCUAGAACAAUUAAGUCUUGAAUUUUGUUGCCUGUCAGAAUCAAAUUUCUUCACAAAUGUUAAUUACUUCCCCGCUUUGUUUAGUUUAGAUCUAAGUGGGAGUGAUAUUGUUUUCUUUCCAGCUCAAAGCAUCAGAUUUGCUAGGUUGAAAUACCUUUAUUUGAAUAAUUGCAAGAAACUUGAAGAAAUUUUACCUCUUCCAUUGGGUAUAGCAAGUGUUGAAGCUCGUGAAUGCACGUCGUUGGAAAGUUUUGCACUACUAUCUGAAAUACUUAUUAAAAACAAUGGAGCCAAUUUUCCUAACCUCCUAAGGAUUGACUUGCAUGGAUGCCAUAAACUGCUUGCGAAUUUUCCUAACCUCCUCUCGAAGAGGUUUAGAUUUGAAUGUGUUAGUGUGCCAGAGCUCGUGGUCUUUAGAAGUGUUAGGAUCCAUUUCCUAAAGAAGCAUGAAGAGAAUGUAAGAGAUGAAGAUCGCACAGUUGUGCUUUACAAAAUUCCUUCCAGAGAUUUUGGUUCCAAUUUCUUUUCUUGCGGUAGUGAUGAUGAAGAAUAUGAACGAGAACAACUUUUGGAAGAAUCCAAAAAACUUAAGGUUCAACUCCAAAAUAUGGCACAUCUUCAGGAUGAUGUUUUGGCCGUUAAGAAUGAUCUUCAUGGAACAAAGUUUGAAAAAGAGAGAUUGAAAGCAUCACUGCAUCUAAUAUCUGGAGAAUGUGAAUAUUUGAAGAUAGAGAAGAAUUUACUGGUUGAAAAGAUCUCUACUUUAGAGGUUGAAAUGAGAUAG
Messenger RNA from Carya illinoinensis, 1737 nucleotides. RefSeq names its product disease resistance-like protein DSC1. The record is from RefSeq and is a predicted model, not a curated record. NCBI's taxonomy places the organism in Eukaryota, Viridiplantae, Streptophyta, Magnoliopsida, Fagales, Juglandaceae. The coding region runs from base 1 to 1737 and encodes 578 amino acids. The transcript is spliced from 5 exons.